AUGUUCAUCCCAGUAAAUGGUUUUUGGUUUUUGUUUUGUUUUACUAGACAGCUCAAGGAUAAGGAUGAAGGUGGAGGGGAAGAGAAGAAUAAUUUCAUCUUUGGGAAUUACUCUCAGUGGUGCUCUGUGCAUUCUCUGAGGGCCAAGCAAAGGAGUGGACAGUUGUGUGACCUGGGAGAUGAGAGAGGCAUGGCACGAAAGCUACUGAAAUGCAGUCUCAGUGACAAGCUGUGCGUUGUCCGGGAGCAGCAGUAUGAGAUCAUCAUCAUCCCAACCAUUCUGGUUGGCACCUUCCUUAUCCUUCUUGCAGUCAUCCUGUGGCUUUUUAUCAGAGAACAAAGAGCUCAACAACAGUCUCUUGGACUCCAAGGCAUUGCCCCUGUGCCUCCAUCUAGGGGCCUAAGCUGGAAGGCAGGAGGACAUGGAGGAAGUGUGUUUGUGCCACUUAAGGAGACAUCGGUGGAAAGCCUCCUACAAACUACCACUCAUGCUCUGGCUAAGCUGCAAGUGCCCCGGGAGCAACUCUCUGAAGUUCUGGAGGAGAUCCACAAUGGUAGUUGUGGGGCCAUCUAUCGAACCAAGAUGCAUACUGGGGACCCUGCUAAGCCAAAGAGUGUUGUCCUCAAGGUUUUGAAAGAACCGGCUGGCCUCCACGAGGUGCAGGAUUUCUUAGGGCGAAUCCAGUUCUAUCAGCACCUGGGGAAGCACGAGAACCUGGUGCAGCUGCAAGGCUGCUGCACAGAGGAGCUGCCGCUCUAUAUGCUGCUGGAGGAUGUGGCCCAAGGGGACCUGCUCAGCUUUCUCUGGACCUGUCGGCGGGAUGUGAUGACCAUGGAUGGCCUUCUCUAUGAUCUCACAGAAAAACAAGUAUAUCACAUCGGGAGGCAGGUCCUCCUGGCUUUGGAAUUUCUCCAGGAUAAGCAUCUGUUCCAUGGGGAUGUGGCAGCUAGGAAUAUCCUGAUCCAAAGUGAUCUUACUGCUAAGCUCUGUGGACUGGGCCUAGCUUACGAAGUCCAUGCCCGAGGGGCCAUCCCGGCUACUCACAACGUACCUCUCAAGUGGCUCGCCCCAGAACGGCUUCUGCUGAGACAAGCUGGCAUCAGAGGAGACAUCUGGUCCUUUGGGAUCCUGCUUUAUGAGAUGGUGACUCUAGGGGCACCACCAUAUCCUGAAGUCCCUCCUACCAGCAUCCUACAACAUCUCCAAAGAAGGAAAAUAAUGAAGAGACCCAGUAGCUGCAAACAUACCAUGUAUGGUCUUAUGAAGUCCUGCUGGCGCUGGAGUGAGGAGAGCCGCCCCUCACUUAAAGAGCUACACUCACGCCUAGAAAUUGCCGCUCGAACUGCAAACGACAAAGCUGUGUUGCAAGUACCUGAGUUGGUGGUACCUGAACUGUAUGCAGCCGUGGCAGGUAUCAGCAUGGACAGCCUCUCCUACAGCUACAGCAUCCUAUGAAGAUCUUGGGGAAAGAAACAUUUAUGAG
This is a messenger RNA of Neomonachus schauinslandi (Hawaiian monk seal), 1483 nucleotides long. It is a transcript of the gene STYK1, whose product is annotated as serine/threonine/tyrosine kinase 1. The record is from RefSeq and is a predicted model, not a curated record. The coding region runs from base 1 to 1455 and encodes 484 amino acids. NCBI's taxonomy places the organism in Eukaryota, Metazoa, Chordata, Mammalia, Carnivora, Phocidae. Gene Ontology annotation, cellular component: signaling receptor complex. Gene Ontology annotation, molecular function: transmembrane receptor protein tyrosine kinase activity; ATP binding. Gene Ontology annotation, biological process: cell surface receptor protein tyrosine kinase signaling pathway; multicellular organism development; protein phosphorylation. The transcript has 10 exons.